Exophiala bonariae is the source of this 3735-nucleotide messenger RNA. RefSeq lists its product as uncharacterized. The transcript has 2 exons. The record is from RefSeq and is a predicted model, not a curated record. Bases 1 to 3735 code for a protein of 1244 amino acids. Lineage: Eukaryota; Fungi; Ascomycota; Eurotiomycetes; Chaetothyriales; Herpotrichiellaceae. Gene Ontology annotation, biological process: regulation of GTPase activity.
AUGAGGCCCAACGAACGAGACGAGACGAGAAACAGUACUGCCUCGAGAUCAAGACCCCAGAAUCCCCAACGACGAUCUAGCAGACAGGCUUCCUCACAAGACCGACAUGGAAGGAUAUUUGAAGAGACAGGCCCCGAGCAGGUGACGAUUCGAGCUGUGACGCCGGAGUUUGGAACGGGAAACACAACCACUUUUCGCAGUGCCUCCUCCGACACAAACUUGGUACAUUCACCCGUUCUCCCCCCUCCCAGAACUCGUGGUUCACAGCGCAGGAGAGAACAUUCUACUUCGGUAUCAAAUACAGAUGAGGAAAACACAAUCGAAAGACGUCGCCGAAGAGCGCAGACUCGGUCUGGUACAAAAGAAGACCCCCCUCUAGACUCUUCACCGAAUUCUUUUAUAUCCAAAACUCGCAAGCGUCUAGGAUCCAUCACUACCACGGGUGCUCUAGGACCACGUGAGAAUGAUGGCCACGGCUCUAUAGGAUUUCCUUCUGUGGUUCAAAGUCCAGACAGUUUCGAUCAGAAUGACAGUAGGCGCCCUCCACGGACUCCACGGCGAGCCUUUUCACCUGAGGAUAUGCUUCCCAUGUCAGCCACCAGCCUCCAUUCGCCAAAGUUACUGGACAUUGAUUCGGCAAAAAUUCUUCAUUUGAUGAAGACAACCUGCGGUCGUAUGCAUGGAAUCCUGUUCUUCAGACCCCUCCAUACUACUGCUUGGGCAUCUGGUUACUGCGCAAUCAAUGUGGCACCCGGUAGCCUUGUAUGUCAAACCAAAGGCGAAGUAUCCCAGAGCAAAACCUUACUCCCGGAUCUGAGAGGAUGUACCGUCAGAACUCACUAUGACUAUGAAACACAAAGUACGUACUUGAGCGUGUUGAUCGCAUCUACAGGAACUGGCUAUCAAUUGCGGCCGCCAGUGCCAGAAACUUUUGACUCGUGGCUUGCAGCCCUUCUCUGCUGGCAACCACUAAGGCCAAAGGGAAUUCACAAUAAAAUGUCCAAACCUCAACCUACUGGUCUAGCCGACAAGAAGCAAGUGUCUCAGCGAAGGGUCUCGUCGGAUAUGACAAGUCCGAAGAGCACCGCUAUCGUCAAAGUCGGCAAGAUGGUACUUUGGGAUGGACCAUUACCUUCAGGCUCUCAAAUUGGACCAAUCUUUACCGGCCUGGGCCAGCCGCUCUCCGAGGAGACCAACCUUUGGCGCAGGGUCAGCAGCACCCUGCAUGAAAAUGGCCUGUUUCGUCUUCUAGACGAAUCCGACGCGACAGUUAUAUGUGCGACACAAUUGUCACAGCUGUCGCGUUGUGCUGUACAAAGGCUAGACGACAGUGUUCUGAGUGUGCCGAAUUGUAUUGCAAUAUAUCCUCAGUAUCGAGUACAGCCAGCAGCAACAAGAAUGUCGCGUCCAAUGGUUCUCUGUUUUGAAACCAGUGCCGCCUUCCAAGCGUGGUUUGUACUAUUGCGAGCCUUGACGGUGCCUGAGUUGUACGGCCCAGAACAAAUCCGGUCAGAGACUUCUCAAUCUUCUCCACAGAACCCGUCACAAAACGGAAAGAGAUCAUCCACACGUGACAUGUUUCGCAUAGAACGCUCGCUCACUGUGAAGGUCACAGAAGCGAAGUUUGUUCAUCGAUUUCCUUCAACUCAGCAAUACGAGUCCACCAAUUCAAAGGGCAAAUCCUCAAAAGAAGACCGAAGCAAAGAAAGUGUUUAUACAGAGAUUAUAGUCGGGAAAGACUUACGCGCACGGACCACCACAAAACAGAGUGCUUCAACGGCCUUUUGGGCCGAGGAAUUCACCUUGGAGGACCUUCCACCUUCCUUGACAAAACUUGUAUUGGCUGUUAAGAUCGCCAACCCUGCCGAAAAGGAGUGGACUAUGGUCGCUGAUGUUCUGUAUGAUAUUUCUGCUGACGCUGGGUAUCUAUCCGGCCUUGGAGGCUUGGAAAUCUCUUCUCAUGAUCCCAUAUUUGGACGUGUCGAUUUACCGAUAGACGAACUAGAGAACCAAGGUCCAGUCGACAAAUGGUGGCCACUGCUUGACAACAAUGAUCAAGGAGUUGGUCAGCUUCUGGUUCGAGUCGUUUUACAUGAGACGGUCAUACUGUUGGAAGAGGAGUACAAAGAACUUACCUCCAUGCUUCGCAGUUUUUCUAAUGGUCUAACAACUCAGAUCGCUGCUCUAUUUGGUCCUGAUCUUCGACAGCUUGCGGAUAUUCUUUUAGACAUUUUUCAAGCUGAAGGUACGGCUCGUGACUGGAUCAGUAACUUGGUCGAAGAAGAGAUUGAUGGGAUUUACAAAGAAACGCCGCCCAUGCGGAUGAGAUUUAGUGGUCGCAUACAUUCCAACGACUCUUAUGAAUCUGCCGAACAGCGCGAGAUGCUGGUCAGAGACCUCAGCCGAUCGGCGACUAUGGAAGCCAACCUCCUCUUCCGCGGAAAUUCUCUCGUAACCAAGGCUCUUGAUGCCCAUAUGCGAAGGCUUGGUAAAGACUACCUUGAAGAGGUCCUUGGAGAGAAAUUGCGAAAGAUCAUGGAACGUGACCCUGACUGCGAGGUCGAUCCCAAUCGAGUCCGCACUCAAGAACAAUUGGACAAGAAUUGGGCGAACCUGCUUUUUCUCACCAGCACUAUCUGGAAGUCGAUCCAUGUCUCUGCUUCUCGUUGCCCGGUAGAACUUCGCCUGAUAUUUCGUCAUGUCAGGUCCUGUGCUGAGGACAGGUACGGCUCCUUCAUUCGAACAGUCAAGUACACGAGUGUCUCAGGAUUCUUGUUUUUGCGCUUCUUUUGCCCGGCUAUUCUGAACCCGAAACUCUUUGGGCUCAUAGAUGCUCUGCCUCCUGAUCGGACAAAGAGGACAUUCACGCUAAUUGCCAAGUCUUUGAAUGUCCUGGCAAACACGGCAAAGUUUGGAACCAAAGAGCCAUGGAUGGAACCCAUGAACAAGUUUCUUGCUGCGUCAUCGAAUGAGUUCAGGUCGUUUGUUGACGAGAUUUGCGCAGUCAGCUCAUCGCAAAUGACAUCUGCAAAUCUUGAGCCCCAAUUCGCAGCACCGAAUCAGAUAAGGAAUCGACUCCCUCCUCUCUCUCGAGAAGGACUACCAUGCUUGCCAUAUCUCUUAGACCAUGCCAAGCUCAUGGCUCAACUCGUCGACCUCUGGAUCGAUCGCGCCCCGGAAAAAGUCGACAUGAUCGAAGACGACUCGAUUCGAGCAUUUCAUACACUUUGCGUUAAGUUGGGACAAAGGAGCAAAGAUUGUCUCAAAGCAGCAGAGCAAGCAGAACGACCUGAUGAACAACAAGCCGAACCUAGCUGGCAAAGGGCCCUCAGUGAUCAGCAGAAGGCUGGACGAAAUAAUCAGCUGGAAGAUCAAAUGAUGAGAGCACGAAUAGAGAACGAGAUAACCGCUCUUCCUCAGACCGCAGAUGCGCUUACCGAAGUUGAAUACAAGCACACCGAGGUUUCCCCUGUGGCAGGAGAAGGGGACACCACUCCUUCAAGCUCUGCUUCCGUCGCUUGGGAUCGCCGAAUACCCUUCCCCCAUCGUGGAACAGAGGCCCGCGCUUUGACGAACUCCACGAAUUCGUCUACGGCCUCACUUGAAGUUAUUGACGAAGUCCGGCCGAGGGCGCUACCAAACAGUCGCGACGGACCCUCCAAGAACAGACUGUUUGAUCUGAUGAGCUCUUCUUCUCGUAGAAAGGGAAAGGCAGGAGAUGACAAUCUUGAAUGA